CGUGUCUGAACCUUGAUCUUUGUGUCUUUUGGGUUUCAUCUCUAGUCUACCCCAACUCGCUUGGGACUAAAGGCUUUGUUGUUAUUAUUGUAUAUUUCAGGAUGGAUGGAGUACCAUCUUGAAAAAACAGCUGAAAACAAUUGGCAUCCUCUUCUACCUCUUGAAUUGAAAUAAAGAAAAUGGGACCGACAUAUAAACACUUAAAAACGUGCUUUUACGGCUGCACUGGAAUAUAGGCUCUACUAGCUUACGAAAAGAACCCAUAUUUGAUGGUUAAGGCAAAGCCAACACAGGGCCAUUGAGGCCCAGCAAUCUUCAGACCCAUAAUGCAUUGAACCCAAAUAAGCACUUCCAUCCUCUCUCUCAAAAAAAAAUCCAUUUCAAAAGCUCAAUUAACCAGUCACUGUUCUUCCAAAACUGCCGAGCUUGGCCAAAAUUUAUAAGAUCUACAAACUUAUGAAAAGAACACAUGUUUUAAAUAGCAGGUUAUAAAAUUUAGCUGCUGGUUCUUAAAUAGUUAUUAGCGUCACUAUAAUCCGCUAUUUAAAACAUUGAAAAGAACAGUUGAAAAAUAAUUAGCAUCCUCUUCUUCCACCUUUUGAAAUAAAGAAAAUGGGACCGGCACACAAACACUUAAAAACGAGCUUUUACGGUUGCACUGGAAUAUGACAAAUGGCACAAUCUCAGUUCACAGGACGAUCUCCGGCUGCGACAACUAAACUAGUCGUCCGUUUACCGUUCAACCCCAGGUCCCAACCAAAAGCAUCAUCCUCCAUGCAUUUUUCAUAUUGCAAAGCCUGCUUAAGCGGCUAAACUAACCCCUGAUUACGUUAAUUAAUCCCACUCCUGCACCCAAGUUGCCCUUCACAUAUUCUUCUAUAUUAUUGCCCGAUGUGAUGGCUCGAAUAAUCCGCAGCGCCUUUGAACCCGGGAAAGAUGAGAAAAGAGGGGGAUAAAAGAGGCAUCCUCCCUUUGGCCUUUAUCCCGGCUUUUUUUGAAAUCAGAGAUACCAUAUUCGACCAAGUAAUAGAGUUAUAGUUCGUACUAAAGAUAUUUGGUGACCCUAGUUUGGUUUUUAUAGUUUUUAUGCAUUUGUACAUGCCAUCUUUGGCUAUGAACUUAUACACAUUGUCGAAGACAAUGGGGGCAAUGACCAUAAGCCCCCCUUUUUUGGUAAAAAGGGUGUUGUGCAUCUGUUCGAUUGCUGGGAUGCCCUUGCCAUUGGUCUGGGAACCUCAAAAUCUUUGUGAGAUGCCGUUGCUUGAAGUGACACGGGAAGUGGCGAGGCUGUGGAGUAUGCCAUGCUAUCGGCCGGCUAUCCCAUGGAAUAUUUUGGUGUUUCCUCUGUCUUCAUCUUCCUAUUGGAACUUUGGCCUCCAAGUUAUGGAACUUUCAGAUAUAUUCGGGUCGAUCAGCAUACGAUGCAUGCACCGCACAAGUCUCCAUUUUCAGAUCAGAUUGAAGAAGAAUGGAUGCAUUCGUUCACACACUUUGUUUCAUUAUUGAAAAUGACUGUACGGUACCAUAUCUGAUCUGUGUAUUCGACAUUGCAACUAGGCUUCCAAAAUGGCUUUCAAGUAUACAUGUACUUGACUAAUCUACUAGAGAGUGUCAUCCCUUCCCAAAUUUUGAAUCCUUAACAUGAUGAUGGCACAUGAGCUUAAGUCCUCGCUUUAAAAGUGGGAAUUUCUUUCUGAAUUCUUUUAUGUAAUAGAGGCAAUCUUGCUUAAAUUUGAAUGUUUUUAAUUAGUUUAACCUUUAUGUUGAUUUGUUUCAUGUGAAAUUCUUGUAAAUCUCUAUGAACAAUUGUGUUCCAAACAAGCCACCCUUCGCCACCGCGAACCGCCCAUAUAUUAGUUUUUGACUACACCGUAAGCUCUCCUAGCUGGGCAAGAAUUCUGCAAUGAUCAUACAAUUAACAAUCUUGUGUGUGCUUUGUGUCGGCAUCAAUACCGUCCUCCCACUCGCACCUCUCCUACCUAGCUUGCUCCCUCCUUUCCAACUUUAAAAGGAGAUCAUCUCUAGAGCUUGCCACAACUCCAUCCAUCCCCCAGUUCCCACUCUCUCUCCCCCAUACAGCCAGCUAGUAGCUACUCUACUCGAAGGGCCGGGCAUGAAGAGCAGGAAGGGCUACGGGCAGCAGGGCCACCUGCUGAGCCCGGUGGGCAGCCCGCCGUCGGACAACGAGUCCGGCGCGGCGGCCGCUGCGGCGGCGGCCGGGUGCGGGAGCAGCGCGGGGUACGGCGGCGGCGGCGGCGGGGACUCGCCGGCCAAGGAGCUGGACCGGUUCCUGCCGAUCGCGAACGUUUCGCGCAUCAUGAAGCGGUCGCUGCCGGCGAACGCCAAGAUCUCCAAGGAGGCCAAGGAGACGGUGCAGGAGUGCGUGUCGGAGUUCAUCAGCUUCGUCACCGGGGAGGCCUCCGACAAGUGCCAGCGCGAGAAGCGCAAGACCAUCAACGGCGACGACCUGCUCUGGGCCAUGACCACGCUCGGCUUCGAGGCCUACGUCGGCCCGCUCAAGUCCUACCUCAACCGCUACCGCGAGGCCGAGGGCGAGAAGGCCGCCGUGGUCGGCGCGCGGCACGGCGACGGCGCCGCGGACGACGCCCCGCUCGGCGCGGGCGCCGUCGCCGCGCCCGGUGACCGCGCGGGCCACCACGACGCCGCCGGCGGCUCGGCGGACGUCGGGCUCAUGAUGGGGGUCGGCGGCGGGUUCGGCGCGGGCGGCGGGACGUCGUCGUACUACGCGGCAGCGGCGGCUGGGAGGGCGUACGGCGGGGACGGGCCGAAGGUGGUGGAGUUCGACGGCGAGGAGGCCGAGAACGGCCGCGGCAUGCAGAGGGGGUUCGGCGGCAGCGGCCACCUCCACGGCGCCGUGCAAUGGUGAAGGGCGCGCCGUAGCUGUAGGUGUAGGAGGCGACAAACGGCAUAUAUAUGCUUCGUAAUUAACUAAAUUUGCGUACUAAUGAACUGUUGCCGCGCUCUGCAGCUGUUAAGUAGGUGUCGCAGUUUUUCUUUUUUAACUUUUCAUCGAAUGUUUAAUGAAAGGAUUUGAAUUUGAAAGAUUUCUGUUGA
Messenger RNA from Panicum virgatum (switchgrass), 3075 nucleotides. Its product is annotated as nuclear transcription factor Y subunit B-11-like. Bases 2114 to 2887 code for a protein of 257 amino acids. The record is from RefSeq and is a predicted model, not a curated record. Lineage: Eukaryota; Viridiplantae; Streptophyta; Magnoliopsida; Poales; Poaceae. Gene Ontology annotation, cellular component: nucleus; CCAAT-binding factor complex. Gene Ontology annotation, biological process: regulation of transcription by RNA polymerase II. Gene Ontology annotation, molecular function: protein heterodimerization activity; DNA-binding transcription activator activity, RNA polymerase II-specific; RNA polymerase II cis-regulatory region sequence-specific DNA binding. The transcript has a single exon.